CUUACAACAACUACCACUCAUAAUAUCGACAUCAAGACCACUAUUAACACAAGUUCACAAUGAUUACUACAAGUAUGCAUCUGUUAAUCCUUCUGCCCAUGGUCCUCCUCGCAGUCGCCCUCCCUCAACCUCACCCAAAAUAUAUCGGCUGCAUCUCCCAAGCCUCAACCUUCUCAGCAACAACUCUGCCCUCCCCUUUCACAACUAAUCAAUGCCUCCAAGCCUGUGCCGCUAAAGGUAGCCUCGUCGCCAUUGGCAGCGGAACAUGCUACUGCGAUAACGGUAGCGCAUCUGCAUCUUUCGAACUAGUCGAUGAGACUCGCUGCACAGAGUUAUGUAUUGCCGGCGAUGCGACCAGUGGCAAAUGUGGAGGACAAGACGUCAUGAGUCUGUACCAGAUCGACGGUUGUAACGGCGGUUGCGCAAAGAAUGGGACUAUUCCGCCUGUGGUGCAGACUCCUUGUACGCUUUGUGGACAGGCGACGCUUGUUCCUACUCCUACAGCAGUUCAGAGGAAAGCUGGGAGCCCUUGUCCUUUUGAAGGAUGUAAAGCUGCGCCAGCUCCUAUUGCAACCCCUGCUGGGAACUCGACUGCCAAGAUCUGCCCAUCAGGAGGAUGUAGUUCCAACGGGCAAGGAGGCGGCCAGAGCGGUAGUGGAGAAGCUGGUGGCCAAGGCGGAACAACAGGCACGGAAAAUGGAUCUUCUGGUGAAGGGUCUAAGGCUGCCCCGGGGCUUGCGAACGAAAGCCCAAGAUUGUAUUCGCCAAGUAUACUGUCAGCUAUCGCAGCCGUGAUCUUUGGGUUGCGAUUCCUAUAAGCAAAAAGGAGAAGAAUGGGCGCAUUCGCUUGCAUGUUUUGGAGUUAACGGCUGGGCAUGAUUCAUGAUUUGAUGGAAACGGAAAGAGAAACGGAAACGAAAACAAAGG
This is a messenger RNA of Fusarium oxysporum Fo47, 927 nucleotides long. RefSeq lists its product as uncharacterized. NCBI's taxonomy places the organism in Eukaryota, Fungi, Ascomycota, Sordariomycetes, Hypocreales, Nectriaceae. Bases 60 to 818 code for a protein of 252 amino acids. The transcript has a single exon. The record is from RefSeq and is a predicted model, not a curated record.